This is a messenger RNA of Microthlaspi erraticum, 732 nucleotides long. NCBI's taxonomy places the organism in Eukaryota, Viridiplantae, Streptophyta, Magnoliopsida, Brassicales, Brassicaceae. The record is from the annotation of a GenBank genome assembly.
AUGUAUGGCUUUACUCUGAGCUCUUGCAUCAAUAGUCAAGCAGACUCCAUUUCUCAUCCAACCAACAUCUCAUUUCUCCUCCGACGGCGCUGGCCGUGGCCGUGGUCGCGGUUCCGGAUUCUCCGGUGGGGAUGGAGGAUUUCCGGCAGCUCGAAGGGGACAAUUCGCGUUGGCCGUGGAAGAGGAUCCGUCGGAUCCGACCCUGUUACACCUUUCGCUCCUGAACCUCCUCGCCAUCCAUCGCUUCCACCACCGCAACAGUCUCAGCCGCAUUUUCAAUCGCAGCAGCAGCCGCGUUCACAACCACCGCCCAGGGAUGAAUCUCAGGGAAGUCCCCGUCCCCAAUUUAGUGGAGAAGAGCAACCGCAACCGCAACCGCACUCGCCGACGCCGCCUGUAUUUGUGAAGCUUCAGGAGAUUAAGGGAGAAACUUCGGUACCACCAUCAGAGUUUGGAUCUGGACAAGCCGCUCCACCUAACAACAUAUUCAAUGCGUUGGGAAACGAAUUCCAAUCCAAUCCAGGAAGUGGAGCUGGACGAGGAAAGCCUCCUGUGGAAUCUGCUCCAAUCCAACAUGAAGAUAACCGCCACAUUCGACGCCCUCAGCCAUAUCAGCAAUAUCAGCGAUCACAAUCGCAGCAGCGUCAGCGGGCUCGACCACCCAGAGAUGAAACUCCGUUGGAGAUUCUGCUGAUGGAGAGAAGUUUGCUCAGAAAAUGGGAACCGAAAUGA